GAUAAGAUAAGAGGAAAGAAAAACAGUAGUUUAACUGUUUAAGAUUGAAGAGGAGGUACACAUUACAAAGCUUGUGUCAAAGACACGAAAGAAAGUCAAUACUCACCAUGUGUACGUUGGAGAAACGCGGCGGCCUCUUUAUUUUAACCUUGACAGGCGACGAUCAGCACCGCCUCAAUCCCACUCUCAUCAGCUCCAUUCUCUCCGCUCUCUCCAAGGCUAAGGCCCAAUCAACUAGCGGCUCGGCCCUUAUUACCACAGCCCAAGGCAGAUUUUUCUCCAAUGGCUUUGACCUCGGCUGGGCGCAAUCCGCCGGAUCCAAAAAAGGAGCUCAAGAACGGUUAAGCCAACUGGUCGAAUUGUUAAAGCCUGUCGUCGCCGCUCUAAUCAACCUCCCGAUGCCCACCUUUGCCGCCAUCACCGGCCAUGCUGCCGCCGCCGGAUUCAUCCUCGCUUUGUCUCACGAUUACGUAAUCAUGAGGCGAGAUCGAGGGGUUCUUUACAUGCCCGAGGUGGACAUAGGGUUAACGAUUCCCGAUUACUUCGAUGCGUUGUUUAGGGGAAAGAUCGGUGCAGCAUCGACUCGGCGCAAUAUGUUACUGCGGGGAUUGAAGAUGAAGGGAGACGAGGCGGAGAAAAGAGGGAUCGUGGAGGCGGCGUACGAUAGCGAGGGUGAAGUGCAGGAAGCUAGCGUGCGCAUGGCGGAGGAUUUGGCGAAGAGAAAGUGGGACGGCGACGUGUACGCCGAGAUCAGGAAAGGGUUGUAUCCGGAGCUUUGUGCCAAGCUUGGAUUGACCACCAAAGCGUAUGCUACACCGAGGCUUUGAUUAAUGGUUUUUACUAUUUGAAUAAUCGAAUGUUGUUUUUAAUUUAAAACAGACGUGUACGCCGAGAUCAGGAAAGGGUUGUAUCCGGAGCUUUGUGCCAAGCUUGGAUUGACCACCAAAGCGUAUGCUACACCGAGGCUUUGAUUAAUGGUUUUUACUAUUUGAAUAAUCGAAUGUUGUUUUUAAUUUAAAACAGAAGAUUUGAAAAGUGUGCUAUUGUAUGCAAUAAGAUUUUCUUGAGGUUUCGUUCAUAACUAUAGACUAGAGAUGGAGGGUCGGCCGAGCAAGCCAACCCUAUGGCGUUCCACAAAUUAUGUCGGCCAUAUGUCUUGAUAGCCAUACAGCACCCACCAGACGAGGGUGGGCGUGGCAUAUUUAGCCAA
Durio zibethinus is the source of this 1210-nucleotide messenger RNA. RefSeq names its product enoyl-CoA delta isomerase 2, peroxisomal-like. Gene Ontology annotation, biological process: fatty acid beta-oxidation. Gene Ontology annotation, cellular component: peroxisome. Gene Ontology annotation, molecular function: delta(3)-delta(2)-enoyl-CoA isomerase activity. The record is from RefSeq and is a predicted model, not a curated record. NCBI's taxonomy places the organism in Eukaryota, Viridiplantae, Streptophyta, Magnoliopsida, Malvales, Malvaceae.